This is a messenger RNA of Lachnellula hyalina, 1497 nucleotides long. RefSeq names its product Pantothenate transporter. The record is from RefSeq and is a predicted model, not a curated record. Gene Ontology annotation, cellular component: membrane. The coding region runs from base 1 to 1497 and encodes 498 amino acids. Gene Ontology annotation, biological process: transmembrane transport. Lineage: Eukaryota; Fungi; Ascomycota; Leotiomycetes; Helotiales; Lachnaceae. The transcript is spliced from 11 exons. Gene Ontology annotation, molecular function: transmembrane transporter activity.
AUGGAUCCCCAUCAACAGGUUUCAACGCCGGACAAAAUCACUAAUCCUAUUGCUGUUGAAGCUGUGCCCGUUGAGAAGUCAAAACCAAGAUGGUUCCAAUGGCAUGAGCCGGGCACCUCAAGGGAAGAGAAGAAGUUAAUCGCGAAGCUCGAUUGGUUUCUCUUGUCUUACAGUUGCCUGUGCUUUUUCAUGAAACAGCUGGAUGCGAAUAAUGUAUCUAAUGCAUAUGUCUCCGGGAUGAAGGAAGAGCUCCAUUUUGGGAAAGGCAACGAAUUGAGUUGGAUGAAUACCUAUUUUAACAUCGGGCAGAUUCUUGGGGGGCCAAUCGCAAAUAUGAUUAUCACGGUAAUCAGACCCCGAUAUUGGCUUCCAUCCUGUCUGCUAGUCUGGUCAAUAUUCGUGCUUUUCCUCUUUAAAUGCGAGACAGCCUCGGAAUUCUACGCGUUAAGAUUUUGUAUCGGUCUGUUCGAGUCAGCCGCUUCGCCCGGUAUUCAUUACGUUCUCGGAUGUUGGUACAGAAAAUCCGAGCUCGGCAGACGAAGUGCUCUUUUCGUCAUUUCGGGUGUUCUUGGUCAGAUGUUCUCGGGAUACUUGCAAUCGGCGUUGUAUUCUGGUAUGGAAGGGAAAGGAGGCCUAAGUGCUUGGAGAUGGUUAUUCAUCUUUGACUUUGUCCUUGCUGUACCUAUUGCCAUCUACGGAAUUUUCUGCUUCCCUGAUACCCCGCACACGUCAAAAGCAUGGUAUCUCAGUGCCUGGGAACGCCAACGAGCAAUUGAACGCAUUGAAGAAGAAGGUCGAAAACCCAUCGGGAAAAUGGACCUAACAGUCCUGAAGAGAAUCCUCACAUCAUGGUGCUGCUGGUCCCUAACCGCUGGCUCCUACAUAAUGCAAUUCUUCGGCCUCUGGCUGAAAUCGCAACACUACUCCGUAACAAACAUAAACAAUAUCCCGACCAUCAUCGGUGCUGUAAACUUCUUCUUCAUGAUAAGCACCGGCUACGCAUCCGAUAUUAUUGGUUCUCGUGCCCCAGUUACGGCGGUCGUGGGCUCGCUGCUUACGUUCUGCUACAUUGUUCUCACUGUCUGGACCGUACCCAAUGCAUUGAAGAUGGCGGCUUUCUGUCUCGCGGGUUGCUAUGGAUGUUUCUCGCCGCUACUCUACGGUUGGGUCAAUAGCAGUUGUGGAGGAGAUCAGCAUUUGAGGGCUUUUAUCCUGGCGUGGAUGACUUCGUUGGGAUUAGCGGUCGUUUCACCAUUCCAGUUAUAUCUGUUCCCCUCUAGCCAAGCGCCAGCGUACAAGGCCAAGCAUGGCUAUGCUGCGGCGCUGGUCUUUGUGGCAUUGCUUACUGUAUGGUCUUCUCUGGGUAUCUGGUUCGUUGAGCGAGUUGUGGCAAAACGUGCUCGUGCUGCUCCGAGUGGAGUCGAAGAUAGUGACCCUUCGGCUUCGAAUUACCUGGGCGGGGAGGCAAUUACUGUUGUGCAGCAAGGGAUGAAAUGA